CUAAUCACAUCUAAAGACGGUUCACCACAGACAAUCAGACUUGACUUCUCAAGUAAUUUUGUUUAUAAUCUGCCGGUUCAUCUAUCAUCAAUCUAAUGCAAUGCAUGUGAGUCUGUUAAUCAGCGAGAGAAACCAACACUUUCUAAUGAACAACGUCGUCACUUCGCUGAUAACACCAGAGCAAUGCAGUUGAGAGAUCUGUUGACACUCUCCGUCGGCUUCAUCAACCCCAACGAAGUCCUUUGGGAACUCCAGUGCAGCACGGGAUGGCUGAACAUCUGCGAGCUGAAGUACGCCACCCUGACCGAUGAUGUCACCGGGCAAGGGUUGCUGCUUCCGGCGACCAACCUGCGCAUGACCGACGGCUGGAUACCGGAGUUCGACACCAAGAUGGCCCAGCUGCUUCGGCCGGAAACCCACACGCUGGUGAUCCUUAACUGCUACGUGCGACUGUUUGUGAUACGGGAAAUGCUCCGGGUGUUGAUUUUAGACGGGAAUAGAGUGGAAAAAAUUGACAUUUUUGAAUCGGGUAGCCUGUUUGAGAUUCAGUUCUUGAGUGCUGAGAAUAACCAACUGACGGAUCUUUCGUUUGUGACCAGGCUGGGCAAGUUGGAAUCGCUGGGUGUGAACGGGAACAAGUUGGAAGUUUUGAAAAUGCACUGGUUCAAAAAUUUACGCAAUUUAAAUAUUCUCAACUUGAGUUCCAACAAGAUUAAAACGAUAGAGUCAGCGCAAAUGCAAAGCCUUCCAAUUGAACACUUGCUUCUCGAGCAUAACCUGCUAACUGAGUUCAACACUAAACAUUGGCAAGCUCAUAAUCUAUCCUACUUAAGCUUGGAGCACAACCAGCUUCAAUCUAUAAACACCUUGCAGUUGAGCAGAUCAUUUCCAGCGUUGAGUAGCAUCGACUACGACGACAAUCCCUGGAAUUGUGGUCGAUUGGAGUCGCUUCAAUUUAACCUAAAAACAAAUAUGGUGAAGAACUAUAGUCAAAGCUUAGUACAGUGCAAGGACAACGAGAGCGUUCACACAAUUUCACUUAAAAUGCCGGAACUGAUCGAUAAGUCCGAAGAAAAGCUGAACAAUCUAGAAAGAACAGUUGGGCAAUUGAUUGAAGUUCAUGCUGAGUCUAGGAAAAUAUCUGCAAUUCAAAGAAAAUUUAGUAAAAUGCAAAUCUUACUUUUACAAAUAGGAGAAGGAGUUUCUAAACUUCAGAAAAAAUAUGACUUGUUGAGAGCAAGUGUUGACUGGUUUGAUUUCUAUGAUAAACUUAAUUAUUGACAAAAAAUCUACCUACUAUGAAUAAUACAA
Molecule: messenger RNA, 1311 nt
Organism: Culex quinquefasciatus (southern house mosquito)
Lineage: Eukaryota; Metazoa; Arthropoda; Insecta; Diptera; Culicidae
Product: SLIT and NTRK-like protein 6
Exons: 2
Coding region: 184-1281 (365 amino acids)
Cellular component (GO): extracellular matrix
Molecular function (GO): protein binding
Source: RefSeq, a predicted model, not a curated record